Messenger RNA from Labrus mixtus (cuckoo wrasse), 3040 nucleotides. It is a transcript of the gene siae, whose product is annotated as sialic acid acetylesterase. Lineage: Eukaryota; Metazoa; Chordata; Actinopteri; Labriformes; Labridae. Bases 720 to 2021 code for a protein of 433 amino acids. The transcript is spliced from 10 exons. The record is from RefSeq and is a predicted model, not a curated record. Gene Ontology annotation, molecular function: sialate O-acetylesterase activity. Gene Ontology annotation, biological process: carbohydrate metabolic process.
AACAGGUUAUAUAAAGCCUCACUCACCUAAACUAUACAAUUGUUUUGUGUGACUAAUUGACGUUCACAUUAAACGGGUCAGGCAAGCUUUGCAUGUUUGAUGAAGCUGUGCAACGAUUCAUUGACGUUGUUUCUCUUCUCGUGAUGGCUCUAACUCUGUUUGUUGUUUUUAUACUUCUGCUUUCUAAUCACGAGGCUGAUGGGAUCCUGCGCUUUGCCUCCUACUAUGGAGACCAUAUGGUCCUGCAGAAGUCUCCAGAGAGAGCGGUGCUGUGGGGCUAUGGCCCUGAAGAUGCCCAGGUCUUCCUCGUCUUGAUCGGACCAACAAAUCAGAAAGCUUCACCUGUCAAUGUGAAAAAAGGCCAGUACAACCUGUUGUCAUAUGUGAAGACAUGGGCAGAUAUGACAGAAACCACAUAAUUCAUAAGUUGUUCACAACUAUCUUUUACAGGACUGACACAGUUACUAUGUCACACAAUUUAAAAAAAAAAAAAAAAAAAAAACUGAACUAAAGACCAUGUUUCACUCUGAACGGCAUUAAACUUCCUCAUAUGCAUGGUGUCUAGAAAUGCCUCUCUAAUCACCUCCUUCUCAAUCUGCAUACAGCCCUUAUAAAUUACAUUUUAUUUGUAGACAAAUAUCACAAGUUUGCCAAAAGGAGCUUUAUAAUCUUAUUAAGAACUGCCCUUAUACCCCCCCCCAAAAAAUAGUUUGAUAUUAAUGACUGACUUUACAGGUAUCUGGAGGGUCACCAUUGACCCUGUUGAAGCUGGUGGUCCCUACACUGUGAUAGUAGCCACUGAGAAUAGCACAGCCACUCUGACUGAUGUGCUGUUUGGAGAUGUUUGGCUGUGUGGAGGACAGAGCAACAUGUACUUUAAUAUGACGCAGAUUUUCAAUGCAUCCGAGGAGCUGGCCAUUGCAGCAAAGUUCCCCCAUGUGAGAACUUUUAUGGCAGGAUUGAUACAGAGUAAAACGGAGCUCACUGAUUUGACUAAAGUGGAACUUCCCUGGGCCGUGCCUACAGAAGAAUCUGUGGCACCUUUCUCUGCAGUGUGCUGGCUCUUUGGUCGUUACAUGUACAAGUACCUGAAUUACCCAAUAGGACUGGUUGAGUCCUGUUGGGGAGGCACACCUGUUGAGGUCUGGUCAUCUUCAAGAGCACUGAAACAUUGUGGACUGGAGGAACCUGAAGAUGGUCCUAAAGGAAAUUCUUUGUUGUGGAAUGCAAUGAUUCAUCCACUGCUUAACAUGACCAUUAAAGGAGCCAUCUGGUACCAAGGUGAGGCAAAUACAUACUAUCAUACAGACGAGUACAACUGUUCCUUCCCUGCUAUGAUCGAUGACUGGAGGAUGGCGUUUCACCAGGGCUCAGGGGGGCAGACGGCACCAGACUUCCCGUUUGGAUUUGUCCAGCUGUCCACAGACAGAAAAGGCUCAGCUGAUGACGGCUUUCCGGACAUCCGCUGGCACCAGACAGCAGACAUUGGCUAUGUUCCUAACGGCAGGAUGAAGAGAACCUUCAUGGCAGUGGCUUUGGAUUUACCAGAUGAGACCUCUCCCUACGGCACGAUCCAUCCCAGAGACAAGCAGGAUGUAGCCUACAGACUGACAUUAGGAGCAAGGGCUGUGGCUUAUUAUGAGAAGCAUGUGCCCUUCCUUGGACCUUUCCCUCAACAAAUAUUUUCAGGUGCAACUUAUGUCAACAUUACCUAUGACCAGAACGUGUCUGUCACACCAUCUAAAGUCAUCUUUGAGAUCUGCUGCUCUGGGACUCAGGAUCCAUGUGGACCUACGUCUAAAUGGGUUCAAGCACCCAUCAUGCAAUGGGGUCCAAUGACUGUCCAGUUAUCUGCCCAACUCUGUCCAGUUACUGAUGUGGUUGCUGCCCUCCGGUAUGCAUGGAGAGACUGGCCUUGUGACUUUAAAGCUUGUCCAAUCUACAGUGCCAGUGGGAUUUUACCUGCACCUCCUUUUCUUAUCAACCACUAUCCAGGCGAAGACAAUAUAUGGAUAAACUAGUAACUCAGACACUACAAGACAGAGUAAUAUAACAAAGUAGCCUUUUGUGAAAUUGCUUAAGUUGAUAGGACACUAGCCUGUGCCUGAUUGGAUGAUGCUGUAAGUGAUGAUGGAGGUUUUCAUUGCUCUGAAUGUAUGCAAUGUAAAUGCUCUGAUAAAGCAUCCAGCCAUACGAAGGAUGUUUAAUUUCCUUUGAUUUUGUUUAUUUUGUAUCAUUGUUUUUAUGAUUGGUUUGACACUAACCAAUCAAUUUUGAAAAAACUUAAAUGAGUGAAAAUACAAAAGCAGCAGACUGAAGUCUGGAGUACCAAAGGAAAAAUUGUUACUUUGGAAAAAUUGACCUUUUGCAGAAUAUUAAUGAUAUUAUUUUUUUUGAUGCAUUAAUGUAUCCCUCAUUUUGUUGUCACUGCUACAGCUGGAGCUAAUCCUAUUUGAGUAAUAUAGAAAUUGUUUGAAUUCAUUUUUUUUACAUAGCCUACAUAUAGCCAGGUCACAUAAGAUAUUUUGACAAAUAAUGUAUUCAUUCUAUUUUGCAUUAUAAAUCUGAAUCUGAUAAAUAACUAGCAAACAAACUUCAGAUUUUCUAUAAAUUCUGUGGAGUAAGAAGUAUUUUUUUAAGGACAAGAAGGCUUUUUAAAAUUUGUACAGAACAUAUAGGCUACUGUAAUUUAUAACUUUCACCCACUCAGUCGUUAAAUGUAAAAAAGUCAACUAUAGCUUGUUAAGCUAAUAUAAGAUGUAAGAAUUGUGUUGCCUAACGGUCCAGUUUGAAGGUGAUUCAUGUCGUGUUGCUCUGUGGGUAAUGUGUUUUAUCACCUGUUGUCUUGACGCGCGUUCCUAACGGAGUGUGUCCAGUAGCGGAGCACUCGGCGACGGAAAUCUGUCAUAGUGACGGAGAACCUCACCUACCCUGUGACUAUAUGAAUGUGAAAUGAGUUGUGUUUUAUCAUGUUUACAUCAUGAGUCAGUCUUAAUGACUUUGUUUAUUUUGCACAAAUUAAAGACAAAUAUACUACUGA